This is a messenger RNA of Sphaerodactylus townsendi, 3101 nucleotides long. It is a transcript of the gene MIGA1, whose product is annotated as mitoguardin 1. The transcript has 17 exons. Gene Ontology annotation, biological process: mitochondrial fusion. Bases 435 to 2240 code for a protein of 601 amino acids. Lineage: Eukaryota; Metazoa; Chordata; Lepidosauria; Squamata; Sphaerodactylidae. The record is from RefSeq and is a predicted model, not a curated record.
GGCUUUUUCCCACCACCACAUUUCAUUUGUUAAAGCAGCCUACGAGAGCAGCUGAUACUGCUGGUGCAAAGGAAAAAUCUCGGAGUGGCUCACAGUUGUUGGUUGCAAUGCUGGGGAGGUAACCGUGAGAGACAGUUCUUUGGCGCUGUGUCGAUUUUACACCCCAUAAGAAAAGGCUUCUUCAAACCCAUCUGCGGAGAGGUUCCCCGGCCAUUCAGCUAUACGUGAGCUAAUGCAAACUGGAUACAUAGCUCCACCUCGAGAUUUCCAAUUGGGUAGACCUUGAACCCUGAAAGGGAGACUGAAACCACUGAAAGAACUCAACUCAUGUGCAGUCGAGCAUUUCUACCUAGUGACUGACUAAGUUCAACAUCGUGUGUUGGUAAUAUGAUUUAGAAGUAGUCAUUUAAUGAUGCUAUGGGAAAGAAGGAACCAUGUCAGAAAAUGCUUUUGGAGACACACACAUUUUUUUAAAGACAGCAGCUUUGAGAGUGUUCAAUCUUCCCCUUGCGUGGUAUUCUUCUCUAAUUCAGGUUAAGAUCUCACCAGGUCUGAAGAAGCUGAUUGCGGUAACUACAGUAAGUGCAAUAUCUGUGCUUUUUCUUGCCCAUCACUUCAAAAGAAAACGUGGGAAGAAAAACAGGACAAUACCUCCAUGGGAACCAGGACAUAUGAUUUUAGAAUACACAAGGACAGCAUUAUCAGAAAAAGAUUCCAGUUGCUCCAGUAGUAGACAAAACCUGACUCUUUCAUUGAGUUCAGCUAAAGAUAAAGGUUCUCAAUCCUAUAUAAAUGCAAAUGGAAGCUUCUUCAGUAAACAUUCAGGAUCAGUGCAAAGUUUGGCCUCAGUCCAAAGUGCAACUUCCUGUCCCAGCUGUGUUUGUGUCAAUUCAAAUUCCUGGGACAAAACAAAUGAAGAUGACAUGAAACUGGUCAAUAUUCCAGUAACUACCCCAGAGAACCUAUACUUGAUGGGAAUGGAACUUUUUGAAGAGGCACUUCGGCGAUGGGAACAGGCACUUGCUUUUCGAAACAGACAUGUUGAAGAUGAAGCAAACUGCAGCUCCAUCAAACUUGGAGCAGGUGAUGCUAUUGCAGAGGAAAGUGUAGAUGACAUCAUUAGUGCUGAGUUCAUUCAUAAGCUUGAAUCCUUGCUUCAGAGAGCUUAUCGUCUUCAGGAAGAAUUUGAAACCUCCCUUGGGGCAUCUGACCCAGCUUCCUUUGCUAAUGAUGUUGAUAAAGACACAGAUAUCACUGUGAAGGAUAAUACAGAUGAAUUCAGUCUGCGGGAUACAUUAAGCAUUGCCUCUACAGAUUCAUUUGUUUCAGCUGCAGAGCUUGCAGAACACAGAGAGGGCCGAAACAUCUACCACCUGGAUUCUCUUUGCCACUGCCCAUUAUAUGAAGAAGCAGUGCAGUUGGCAGAAGAAGGCAAGAUUUAUUCUCGAGUACUAAGGACUGAAAUGUUGGAGUGUCUUGGGGACAGUGAUUUCCUUGCUAAACUACAUUGUAUCAGACAAGCUUUUCAGGUAAUUCUUUCGGAUACUGCCAAUAGAUUAUUUCUUGCUGAAAGUGGAAGAAAAAUUCUGUCUGCUUUAACUGUGAAGGCAAAAAAGAAUCCAAAGAAGUUUGAAGAAGUCUUCGAUGAGAUGAUUUCUUUCUUAGAGCAAGCAGAUCACUGGUCUAAUACUGAAAUGGAGCUUGCUGCUUGGGGAGUGAAACAUUUAAAUUUCUAUGAUGUUGUUCUGGACUUUAUAUUUAUGGAUUCAUUUGAAGAUUUAGAAAAUCCACCUAUGUCUAUACAGAAUGUGGUUAACAACCACUGGCUAAAUUCUUCCUUUAAAGAAACUGCUGUGGCUUCAAGUUGUUGGUCUGUUUUGAAACAAAAAAAGCAGCAAAUGAAGGUACAUGAUGGAUUCUUUGCACAUUUCUAUGGUAUCUGUGAACACAUUAGUCCUGUUCUGGCAUGGGGCUUUUUGGGUCCUCGAAACUCUCUGUAUGAAUUCUGCAGAUUCUUUAAGGAUCAGGUUCUUUAUUUCUUGAAGGACAUUUUUGAUUUUGAAAAAGUACGAUAUUCAACAGUAGAGAGUCUAGCUGAAGACCUAAUGCAACUGCUGAUUCACCAUACAGAUCUUCUUCUGAUCUACCUUGAAGCUGAAUCAUUGAGACAUGUUAGUGGUUGUGUAAAUGAACAUGGACAAACAACGACCAGUAACCUUUUGGAUGCAAAAGUACUAUAGGGUCCUUAAAAAAAAACUCCACAACAUGAGCACAAUUGUUGCCUUUCCUUCAAGGAAUUACUUUUACCCCUUCAUUUUGAAUAGGUGUCAGCAAACCAACAAUGUUGUUAAAUCUGGACUCAGGGAGGCUUUACAAAUAUGGAAAUAACUGAUAAAAAUAUUACUGUAUAUAUCUGGAAAGGACAUUUUGGCUGUCAUUGGAUUUAUGUCACAGUUUGGUUUUUUAAAAGAGUCAAGUAAAAUUUAUUUGUGAAAAUACUUUGCAACAUAUGUUAUUUGUGAUUAAAACUGAUAACUGUGGAAAAUAAGCUUGUCUCAAAAGUUUUGUAUUGUACAAAUUACCAGUUCAAAAGUCUCAAAAGCUCUAACUGGCCAUUCUCCCCGCCCUCCCCGCAAAAAAGUUGUGUGCUUUUUUGGUAUUUAGUGAAAUGUGCAAUAAAAUAACACUUGCAGUGACAAUAUAUUUAUCUUGCCUUGAUAUUGUAUUUUAAGUGUUUAAGCUAUCAUUUUUAGUGAAUGAUGAAAUGAAUGCUUUCAUCCAUUGGGUAACAACAGCUAUUCUGUAUGCACUGUUAUAAUGAAAUGCUAACUCUUACGCUUAUGUACACUGAAGUCUUACAUUACACAGUACUGUGUGAGAUCACUGUUUAGUGGGGCCUUAAAACAAUAGUGUAAAUGGUUCAACAAUUAGUUAAGUUCCCUUCAUCUUUAGAGGGCUUUUAAUAUUUUAUAUGAACUAUGAAUGAGCUGAAUCUUGUCUUGUUUGAAUAUAGCAUUCGAAGUAUAUUUUAAAGAAAAGAUGUAUGGAAAAAACUAUAUUCAUGCAGCAAUACUGAAAUACAUGUUUCUUUAUCCUUUAAA